Aspergillus versicolor CBS 583.65 is the source of this 1623-nucleotide messenger RNA. RefSeq lists its product as uncharacterized. The record is from RefSeq and is a predicted model, not a curated record. Bases 1 to 1623 code for a protein of 540 amino acids. The transcript has 3 exons. Lineage: Eukaryota; Fungi; Ascomycota; Eurotiomycetes; Eurotiales; Aspergillaceae.
AUGGCUUUGGACUCUUGGGAAAAGAAAGCUGAAGCCAAGCGAGCUCAAGCCGCUGCUAAGAUUCCACAAGACUGGCAGCUUCCUGCCAGCAUUCUUGAGGCGGCCUCUCAAGACUCGAACCAGAGCGUGCUUGCUGUCCCGCGGACCUGUGGUCUUCUUACGGACCGGGAGCUUGAUAUCACCGAAGCAUACGACGCAACAGCCCUGGUGGAGCAACUGGCAAGGCGUGAGUUUACAUCGCAAGAAGUUACGACGGCAUUCGCCAAACGCGCUGCGAUUGCUCAGAAGCUGACAUCGUGCCUGACGGAGACUCUUUUUGAGGAGGCCCUUGAGCGAGCGAGACAGCUAGAUGAACACAUCGAGAAGACCGGGCAGGUUGUGGGGCCCUUGCACGGCCUGCCGAUUAGUAUGAAGGACUCGUUCAGCUUUAUUGGCGUUCAAUCGACGAUUGGAUUCGUGGAUUUUCUUGACCAUGAGCCAAAAGACUACAACUCUACACUGGUGGAUGUUUUGCUCGGCCUUGGGGCAGUGUUGUUCGUGAAAACCAAUAUACCGCAGACAAUGAUGACGGCCGACUCGCAUAACAAUGUGUUUGGGCGAGCGCUGAAUCCGCACCGGCUAAAUCUGACACCUGGAGGCAGUAGUGGUGGUGAAGGAGCCCUCAUUAGCAUGCGCGGGUCUGUGAUGGGUGUCGGCACAGAUGUCGCUGGGUCAGUGAGAAUUCCAGCCCUAUGCUGUGGGAUCGUAGGCUUCAAGCCCACGGCUGAUCGGAUUCCGUAUAGCGGACUGACUUCAGCGGAACGGCCUGGGUUCAUGGGGAUCGCUUCAUGUGCUGGGCCAUUAUGCACUUCUGUUCGUGAUGCGGAGUUGUUUGCGAGAGCGGUGUUCAAUUCCAAUGCGGCUGAUCUCGAUGAGACAGCUUUAGACAUUCCCUGGAUUGAGCCCGGAGGCCCUAAAAAGAAUCAGCUAACUAUUGGGAUCAUCCCGGAGAGCUCAGCAUAUCCGCUCCAUCCGCCAAUGCAACGCACAUUAAAAAGAGCGAUUCGAAAACUCGUCGCGGCAGGCCACAAAAUUAUAGAUCUAUCUGGCAAGCUGCCUUCCAUCUCCAAUGCGUGCGACGUAUCCUAUCGUUUCUUCAACAUGGACCCGGAUCAGACCUUCCUCUCCCAUGUCAAACGAAGUGGAGAACCGUUUAUUCCGUCCCUAAAAUUCAGCUUUGAUCUAGAGGGCCAACAGCCAGAGCCACAGCUACGAGAGCUUUACGAGUUAAAUGCUCGCAGGCAGACAAUUGCGGCGAACAUGCACCGAGUAUUUGUCGACAAUCAGCUGGACCUUAUCCUCGGACCAGGGCAUCAAAGUUGUGCUGUUCCGCAUGACACUUAUGGUCCCGCGCCUUAUACCGUACUUUGGAAUCUCUUAAACUAUCCAUCCUGUGUGCUGCCAUUUGGCAAAGCGAAUCCGGCGGUCGAUGCGGAAUUCGUCCGGGACGUGAAAUAUAGACCGGAAUACAUACCGGAAGAAGUAUCAGGAGCUCCGUGUCAUAUCCAAUUGGCAGCAAGGCCAUUCAAAGAUGAGAAUCUGCUGGGGUUUGCUGCAAUCGUCGAGCAGGCUCUCGAAAACUGA